Molecule: messenger RNA, 1755 nt
Organism: Ogataea angusta
Lineage: Eukaryota; Fungi; Ascomycota; Pichiomycetes; Pichiales; Pichiaceae
Exons: 1
Coding region: 1-1755 (584 amino acids)
Biological process (GO): regulation of DNA-templated transcription; chromatin remodeling
Cellular component (GO): nucleus
Molecular function (GO): ATP-dependent H2AZ histone chaperone activity
Source: RefSeq, a predicted model, not a curated record
AUGUCUUCUUCCGAGGAGGAGUUUGAGAGUUUGAUUGCGACGCGCGAGCGGCGGUCGAACGCCGGGUCGCGGCUCAAGAAGCUGCUAGAGGCCGAGGAGGACGAGGUGCUGGGCGAGGAGGACGAAAACGUGCAGCUGCUGUUUGCGGAAGAGGGUGAGGACAACGAGUGGAGCGACGAGAGCGAGGACAGCGAGGAGCAGGAGGAAGAGCAGGAUGAGAGGGAGGCUGGCGCGGCCGAGGAGGGCGCCGAGUCCGGCUCGCCCGAGGCAUUAUCGGACGAAAUGCUGUCGUCGUCAGAGCUGUCUGCGUCGGACACUGACGAGAGCGAGGGCGAGCGCGAAUUGCAGAAGGAACAGAAGCGGCGCAGGAAAAAGGUCGAGAUCCCGGCGAUCCGGAGAAAGCCCGCUGCGACGGCCCCGCGCAAGCGGCGCAAGGUCGACGUGGAGACGGGCGACAGACGGCUCUCGACAAGAACCACCACAGCACAGAAUACACAGGCUAUCCAGGAAAAGCUGGUCAAGAUGCAGGAGCGCCAGUCGCACACCAAGACACGCGUGCGGGAGGAGUACGUGGAGAAGACUCUGGAGGAGAACCUGGAGGAGGCGAAGGUGACAGAGGAAAUGAAUACGCUGUCGCUGAACCUGUUUUUCCAGCAGGAGGUCGAGAAGAAGAAGAAACAGCGCGACCUGAUGAACAGCAAGCGGUUCCGGCUGAUGGAGUAUAUUUCCUUCCAGAGCUUUGGCAAGCUGGUGACGCCGCAGGACGAGCUGGACCGGAUCAGAGAGGAGAAGGAGAGAGAGGAGCUGGCGCGGCGGACGACAAAAAGACGCGGCCGCAGACGCAAGAGCGAGAUCGAGCGUGCUCGGCUCGAGGCCGAGAGGCAGGAGAGGGAGGGGAUGAAGCAGGAGGUGAAGGAGGAGCAGGAAAAGCAGGAAAAGCAGGAAAAGCAGGAGCAGCAGGAGGAAGUACCUGGGGAAGUGGCCGUCAAGGAGGAGACAGGAGACGCUAAUGCGGACAUAAACGAGACACUGAAUGGUGAGAGAGAGGCUGAGGUGAAAACAGCAAACGAAGAGGAUGCUGUAAAGGAAGAAACGACGCAGGACACCGAGGCCGUCGAAGAGGCUGUGGAGGAGGCUGAGGCCGAGACCAAGAGCGUGCCGGUCGAAGGCCCCCCACAGAGGGUGGCUGUCCAGUUCAUCGAGUCGCACCUGCGCAAGGACAUCACCCGCCUGGAGCUCAAGGCGAUCCUAUUUGGGCCGCAGUCGAUCGUCCCCGGCCCGCACCGCGACCCGCACGCCCAGACCAUCUACACAAUCAAGCGCGACUUCCAGAAAGAGCUGGACCUCAGGAAAGUCACCAAGGAGCGCGACGCCGUGUACGAGAAGCUGCUGCAGCUGCCCAAGUUCGGCGAGACGUACCACACGGUCGAGGAUCUCGGCGUGACCAAGCAGACCGACGAGCACGUGAUCAGCGUCACGACGCCGGCGCCGCUGGGCAUCUACCUGCCCAACGGGGCCAAGAAGCAGUGUCCGAUCAACGGGGAGGACGCGAUGUACUACGACCCCUCGAACGGGGUGCCGUACAACUCGGUCGAGGGGUACAAGGUGCUCAAGCACGUUGCCGAGGGCGGCUACUUUUGGACGCAGAUCGACCUCGGCGGCGUCAACUCGGUGUACAAGGGCGGUGUCGGGUGCUACUUUGGCCGCUGGGACGACCGGCACGCGCAGGGCGUGCCGGAGGGAUUUGCUGGGUGA